AUGUCAUCUCCAGCUCAUGAAAUUAAUCCUGGCCCUUUCUCUUAUGGGCGCCAGUGGCUCAAGGCCCUGCUGCCUAGCAAGACAUUGAAUAAUAGAGUAGUUGAACUUGCAAGGAAGGCCAAGAAUCUGGGGAAAGAUGAUCCUAGAAAGGUUGUUCAUUCCCUAAAAGUGGCUUUGGCCCUCACUCUUGUUUCAUUAUUCUACUACUUUAAGCCACUUUGCAAUGGCUUUGGCGUCAAUGCCAUUUGGGCUGUUCUAACUGUUAUCUUUGUCCUUGAAUUUUCUGUGGGGGCCACACUUGGUAAAGGUUUAAAUAGGAUGCUAGCAACGCUGCUAGCUGCUGCUUUAGGUAUUGGGGCUCAUAACUUAGCAAUUAUCUUUGGGAAGACUGGAGAGCCUAUAUUACUCUCAUUCUUGGUCUCUGUAGUAGGCGCGUCUUUCACAUUUCUAAGAUUCUUGCCUGAAAUGAAAGUGAAAUACGAUUUCGGGUUAAUGGUUUUCAUACUUACCUUCUGUCUGAUAUCUAUAUUGAGUUAUCGAGAAGAACUUCUAAUCAUCGCGCUGCAAAGGCUACUGACGAUCGUUGUUGGCAGCUGUGCUGCCAUUUUUGUAAGUAUUAUUAUUUUCCCUGUAUGCAUUGGGGAGGAUCUUCACAAUCUUGUAGCUGUAAAUUUGGAGAAGCUUGGGACAUUUUUAGAAGGAUUUGGAGCUGAAUACUUCAGUGUCCCUCAAGAGGGAGUAUCGAUCCAAGAGAAGCUAUUUCCUCGAAGAUAUAAAAGUGUUCUCACUUCGCAAGAGAGUGAAGAAAAUAUGGCAAGUUUAGCAACAUGGGAACCUCGUCAUGGUAGGUUCAGGUUUCGCCAUCCUUGGAAACAGCAUCGAAAAGUUGGAGACUUGACUCGUGAAUGUGCCUACAAAAUUGAAGCACUUAACAGCUAUCCAUUUGAAAUCCGUAGCAGAAUCCAAGAGCCGUGCACAAUGAUUAGCUUAGAAACAGGAAAAGCGUUAAAGGACUUGGCAUCAGCGAUGCAGGAAAUGGUCCAAUCAACUUCAGUUGAUUCCCACAUUUCGAAUUCAAAAAUUGCUGCUGAAAAUCUCAAAGCUUUAAUAAAAUCUGGCUUAUGGGAAGGAGUGGAACUUUUAGAGACAAUACCAGCUACCGCAGUUGUUUCAGUACUACUAGACCUUGUGGUAUGCACUGAGAAAAUUGCUGAAGUUGUUCAUCAACUUGCUUCCCUUGCUCAUUUCAAGAGCAAUAUGACAGCAGAAAGAUCACAGUCAAUCGGUCGGAGUACAAUCCGACCAAUGUCUAGCAUUGAUCCACGAGAAAAUCAUGUAAUUAACAUUGUGGAAUGA
This is a messenger RNA of Theobroma cacao (cacao), 1356 nucleotides long. The record is from RefSeq and is a predicted model, not a curated record. NCBI's taxonomy places the organism in Eukaryota, Viridiplantae, Streptophyta, Magnoliopsida, Malvales, Malvaceae.